AUGCUAUUAGCUCUUAUGACUGCACCCCUUGUCACUCUCUCGGUGCGCUCGUUAGGGUCCAGAUCUACAUUGGCGCUAGGUGUUAUCAUCCAGACCAGUGCACUGCUGGGCGCCUCUUUCCGUUUUCAAAUAUGGCACCUCCUGCUUACCCAGGGCGUCUUUUUCGGUCUAGGCGUUGGGCUGUCCUUUAACUCUAUAGUAUCGAUCAUCUCGCAAUAUUUCGACAAACGCAGAUCAUUUGCAAACUUAUUAUCGACCUGUGGUUCAGGGUUUGGUGGCUUGACAUACUCUCUCGUGACCAACGCAGCCAUUCGGAGUGUCGGCUUGGCUUGGACAUUUCGCAUUCUUGCCAUUCUAACACUUGUCGUCAACGGUCUUUGCUGCAUUCUGCUGCGCAAUAGAAAUAAGAGCGUCGGUACAGUACUGUCGGCCUUUCGUUGGGAGCUCCUCAAGAGAAAAAAUUAUCUUCUGUUCUUGUUGUGGGGGCUUUUCAGGCUAAUAGGCUAUACCAUUGUCAUCUUCUCUCUGGCCGACUUCGGCCAGAGUGUAGCGUUUAUAACGAGUCAGGCAUCCCUGGCUGCGGCCCUUAUGAAUCUUGGGCAGGGUGUCGGUCAUCCCAUCAUAGGCCUGUCGAAUGAUCGCUGGGGCCGCUUGGACGUCGCUGGAAUCAGCACCCUACUCGCUGGUUUGACAACGUUGUUCAUCUGGGUUUUUGCUGGAAAGGACUUCGCCGGUCUCCUCAUUUACGCGCUUUGUGGUGCUCUAGACGGCUGUUUUUGGCCCACAGUGGCGGCUGUGGGCGCUGAAGUCGUCUGGCUCCCACUCCUCCCGGCAGCGCUGUGA
Messenger RNA from Verticillium dahliae VdLs.17, 843 nucleotides. RefSeq lists its product as uncharacterized. Lineage: Eukaryota; Fungi; Ascomycota; Sordariomycetes; Glomerellales; Plectosphaerellaceae. The coding region runs from base 1 to 843 and encodes 280 amino acids. Gene Ontology annotation, molecular function: transmembrane transporter activity. The record is from RefSeq and is a predicted model, not a curated record. Gene Ontology annotation, biological process: transmembrane transport. The transcript has 2 exons.